This is a messenger RNA of Ornithodoros turicata, 3565 nucleotides long. RefSeq names its product protein argonaute-2-like. The record is from RefSeq and is a predicted model, not a curated record. Lineage: Eukaryota; Metazoa; Arthropoda; Arachnida; Ixodida; Argasidae. The coding region runs from base 276 to 3299 and encodes 1007 amino acids. Gene Ontology annotation, biological process: regulatory ncRNA-mediated post-transcriptional gene silencing. The transcript is spliced from 2 exons. Gene Ontology annotation, molecular function: miRNA binding; protein binding; RNA endonuclease activity.
UGCGCACUGCCGCCCAAUCCGGAAGAGACGAGUCCGACAGGUCCGUGCGCGUCCGUGUACACCUGAAAGUCUGUAGUAGGUCAGCAGUUCGGCAUUUAGAUUUGGCAGCGUGAAGGUUUAUCGAGUUUGUCAUGUUCAACUGUCUUGGAGGCUGUGUAAAGAGAUAAGGGGCGCGUUUCCUCUGUGUCGAGUUGCAACAUUGCUCUUCGCAUCGAGUGCAUCACUCGAGUACAUAAGCUUUUGACGCACUGCAGGCUUAGAAAAAAUACAAAAUAAUGGGAAAGAAAAAGGGAAGAGAUCGUCGUCGACAAGCAGCUCAAGAGUCUGGCAACACAGAGCCAAUUCCUGCAAAGGAGAAUGGCAGCGUUUCCACUAGUGGUGUCCCUGACAGUGCAAAGGAGGCAGCUACCUACAAAGAAACACAGCAUGUCGUUCCUGAUGGUGCAGGUCGCGGUCGCGGUCGUGGUCGUGGUCAGACACCUGCACAGCAGGCAGGACGUUUGCCUGGACAGCAAAGCUUACCACAGGGUAGGCCAGGCCCUGCUGUGGGGGGCAACGAGCACAUGAAUGGAGGUACCAGAGAUGUUGCAGACCGUAGCCCACCACUUGACGACCAGAGCCCCGAGCAAGACAGGAAUGGGACGUCUUUCGGAGCACGCCCUAAGCCGCAACCACUUGUUCCUGCAAGACCCCGUACCCCGCAGCUUGCGCGACGGCCAGGUUACGGAACGAAAGGGACCCCGAUCGCCCUCCUCUCCAAUUCCUUCGCAAUGACAAUUCCAAAGGGAAUGUUAUUUCACUACGACGUCGACAUCAGGUCAAGUUCCUGUCAGGAGCAGGAGCAAGUGAAGUUGAAAGGCAGCGCAAAAUAUCGCUGCAUCGGAACGAAGCUGAAUCGUGCGAUCAUAGACACCUUGGUGAAGCAGAAAGGUAGUAUUUUUGGAGGAGCAGUGCCAGCAUUCGAUGGUCGAAAGAACAUCUACCUGCGGCAGAAACUUCCAGAAGACGCUUACACGGAGACGGUUUCCUUGGACAGGGAGAACAAGUCGGACGCGUUCAUCGUGACAAUUAAGUUUGCUGCGGCUCUGUCGUGGGAUUCUAUUGAGCGGGUCUACAAAGGAGCAUCACAAGAGGACCCUUCUCCAGUAAUGCAAGCUCUACAUUGCAUCCUGAAACAUGGACCAACUAUGACGUACACACCCAUUGGAAGGUCGUUCUUUCAGAACAGAGUCGCAGACCUCGGAGGCGGCAAGGAGGUUUGGUUUGGAUUCACGCCUUCCGUGCACUUGGGCCAGUGGAAGCCAUUUCUGAACCUCAAUGUUACAGCCACCGCAUUUUACAAGAAGGGACCACUUGUGGAGUUCAUCGGGCACGUGGUUGCCAACAACCCUGACCACGUCAGGUCAUUGAAUGGGAGCCCAUUGUCGCUGAGAGACAUUAAGAAGGUGGAGUCGAUCAUUAAGAACUCUAAAGUGAGGCUCAACCACCUCUCCUACCGCCCAAGCAAAAGGGUAUGUGGAUUGACCAAAGAACCAGCGUCCCAUGUCAUGUUCAAUGAGAACGGCAAGCCAACGACUGUUGCGGCCUACUUCAAACAGCAGUACAGGGGCCUUCAAUACCCCAAUCUGCCAUGCAUUGUAUCCGGCAGCAAGGACAAGCCUGCGUACUAUCCUGUAGAACUGUGCGAGAUUCCCGAGAACCUCCACUGCAGGAAGAAGUUGGAACCGCAAGAAACUGCCCAGAUGAUACGGCAGGCGGCCAUUCCUCCUGAUCAGCGGUUCAAGGCUAUCCACGACAAGGUGGAGUCAUUAAUUCAGGAUAAGAACUCGAUUAUCGAUAGUUUUGGCAUCACCAUUAAUCCGGAGUUUAUGGGAGUUUCAGCUCGCUCGCUUCAGGCUCCAAAGAUCGUUCUACAGGGCAACUCUGUGGUCCAGCCCAGAGAUGGCCAGUGGGGUUUGCAGGACAGGAAGCUUCUUUUGCCAGCCCAGAUUAAUGCGUGGGGUGUCAUCAACUUUUCAUUCCGUACAAACGACGACGUGCUCUCUUGUUUCCUGGAGAUCAUGGGCAAAGUCUGCGUAAAGCUGGGGAUUAUGCUGCCCCGUCCGAGUUUUGUGCGGAAGGUUGCCAAGGGGGCCACACUUCAAGACCUUCUUCAGAGAGCAGCUGGUGACGUCAGCGUGAAAAGCAACGUGCCCAACUGGCAGGCUUUUGUGCUAAUCGUUCUUGACUCUAGUCCGUUUACUAUUGGCAAGUACGAGGACAUCAAACUGAUAUGUGAGAACAGGUUGGGACUGAAAACACAGUGUGUCACAGGAGACAAUGUCUUCAAGGUUGUUACCAAGAUGAAGCAUCAGCCUUUCCCACAGUUGGUUGCCAAUAUUUGUCUCAAGAUCAACACAAAAUGUGGUGGCGUGAAUAACUCAUUCUGCGACAGCCUCUGCAACGGUAGCCUCUGGGGAUCCAAGCUGUUCCGAACACCAGUGAUCAUUUUAGGGGCUGACGUCAAUCAUCCUGGUGUGGACAAGAUGCAUCAGCCCUCGUUUGCUGCCCUGGUAGGAAGCCUGGAUGCCCAUCCUUCCAAGUACUACGCAUCUGUACGGGUACAGAAAAAGGCAGAACGCACAAACGAGAGGGAGAUCAUCAAGGAUCUAAGAGACAUGGUCAAAGAGACCCUCCGCGCGUUCUACAGGAACACUCAACAAAAGCCGCAGAAGAUCAUCUUCUAUAGAGACGGCGUCAGUGACGGACAGUUCAACGAAGUGCUCUCGUACGAGUUGCACGCAAUACGUCAGGCCUGCACGGAGCUCCAACAGGAUUACAAGCCGCCCAUCACUUUCAUCGUAGUGCAAAAGCGGCACAGCCAUAGGCUGAAGCCCAAGUACCCUAAAGAUGCCAGCCGUAGCGGCAACGUCCCCCCGGGGAUAGUUGUCGACAGAGAAAUCACACAUCCGGUAAACUUCGACUUCUUCCUCUGCAGCCACGCAGGAAUUCAAGGCACCAGUCGGCCGAGCCACUAUUGCGUCCUCCACGACGAUAACUCCUUCAGUUCGGACGACCUGCAGGAAUUGACGUACUCCCUCUGCCACACAUAUGCCAGGUGUGCGAGAAGUGUCUCGAUUCCUGCACCAGCCUACUACGCCCACUGGGUAGCCUUCAGGGCUCACCAGCACGCAGUAACCUCGCUCGGCGACGAAGACGCUUCGACUGUCUCGUCCGAUUUCACAGACGUGGACCUGCAGAGGUACAUCGAAGCAGUUCGUGUGAGUGAAGGCCUGAAGAGCUCGAUGUAUUUUACCUGAGACGGUAUACUGUUCAUGUCGUCUGUUUUGUGAUUCUUUUUGUUCAGUGAUUUUAUUUUAUGUUGUGAUCUUACAUUAUUUAUUCGGUUAGAUAUUAUUUUAUACCACCUAUGUCACUCUGUUUACAGAACAUAUCGUGUAUUCAGCACAUCAUAGUUUUAACUGAUGUCCUUUUAUUUCUUAUGGCGGCUUUACCCUCGUUUUUAUCAGGUUAUGGAAGGUUGUGCCUAACGUGUAACUAUCCAAUAAAGAGAAUGCCAAAUGAA